GCCAGGCACUGGUCAGCCAGAAGCCUGUCUGACAAGCGCGGUGCAGUCGCGAUUUCGUGUCGUGAGUGCACCCGUCGAACAUAUCCAUGGCGUCCGGCAGUACCGAAGACCUUGGUUACAUCUGGGAAGAGGAUGCUUGUCCCGACGAUCCUCCUACCGUCCCAAUCUACCGCUUCAUCAGACGACGCAGACACAAUUAUCCUAGUGAAUAUAUAGAAGAAAUCGUCGUACCAAGUCGGUGCGUAGGAAAAAUCAUUGGAAGAAGUGGCAACAACGUCCGGAAGAUCGAGCAAGACACGCGUACUUGCAUUACGGUCAUAAAAGAAUUCGUUGGUUCUUUUGAAACCACCCUGGAGAUUGCGGGAAGAGAAGAAGCACGCCGGAAAGCACGAGACAGCAUCGAAAAACUGACACAGCGACCGCCACUUGAAACGUGCUUCAAGAAAAAAGACCCCGACAUGAAGGAAAAAGAACUACCUCUGCUUAACUGGGACGAGCUGCUUGCCAGGAGUGAUGAGGAAAAGAGAACGGGCUGGGCCAAUUUCCCACCGGCAGUUCAGAGUGUGUCGCAAAAUAUCAUUCUUUGCGACGAGAGUGAAAAAAGACACCACCUUCUCACUUUCCUUGGCUGUAUUCAGCCUGAACACAAGGUGAUCGUCUUUGUGGGCACUAAUGCAAUGGUGGACCGGCUGACGGGCGAACUUGUCUUGUCUGGGACCGACUGCGACUCUAUUCACGGCGACCGUGAGCAAAGUGACCGUGAACGGGCAAUCGAAGACCUGCAGAGCGGGAAGAUCCGAAUUCUGAUCUCUACCGACGUGGCAGCCCGAGGACUAGACAUCAAGGACGUAACUCACAUCUUCAAUUUUGAUUUUGGCAACAUUGAUGAGUAUGUCCACCGCGUGGGAAGGACCGGACGAGCAGGAUGGUUUGGAGAAGCGGUAACUUUGUUUACUCGCAAUGACUGGAUGCAUGCUCCCGAGCUGGUCCGCAUUCUCCAAGAAGCGAAGCAGGUGGUGCCGGCCGCACUCUGCAAAAUGGCUGCGAGGUACGACAGUCGUUAUUCUAGGCGUCAGCAUGCUGACCGCCAGCACCGCUGAGAAGAAAUUAAGCGGUCAAACUGUUGGGCUAGUGG
Molecule: messenger RNA, 1135 nt
Organism: Dermacentor silvarum
Lineage: Eukaryota; Metazoa; Arthropoda; Arachnida; Ixodida; Ixodidae
Product: probable ATP-dependent RNA helicase DDX43
Exons: 1
Coding region: 87-1100 (337 amino acids)
Molecular function (GO): RNA binding; RNA helicase activity
Source: RefSeq, a predicted model, not a curated record